AUGCCCCCAGGCCGCCCCAGGGAGCCACCUCUGCUGUGGAGCUCGGUGCCUGGAGCUCCCCCAGUUCUCCCCGGGGACUCCCUGGAUGCCCAGAGGGCCCUCUCAGCUCUCCUGAGCUUGGCCCCGUCCUCUUCAAGCUUCGCAGCAGAACAGCUCUCCGAGCCAAACGCUAGCACGUUCGUUCCCGCCCUCGUGGACGCACGGACGCACGCGUUCAUUCAUGUGCUGAGCACCGACCCCGUGCUGGGGAGACAGAAACAAGAAGAUUCUGUUCCUGGCUAUAAAAUCGGAGUCCCCCUUGUGCUUAUUGGGAACUGGUUGGGGGACUACAAGGGCAGCAUGGCCCUCCACUUUAGGACAGGCUGCGUUGUCCUGUAGCAGUUCUACACCACAAAGAAGCCUGUGCCUUUCGGCCAGGGCUGUGUGUUCCCUGUGGUCCUGACAACAGUGCUGAGAGCUUUGGGCAUCCCAGCGCGCAGUGUGACUGCCUUAGAGUCAGCUCAUGACACAGAGAACCUCACAGUGAAUGUCUACCUGGACGAGAAGGGCAAGGUCAUCUCCAGUAUGAGUAACGACUCUAUCUGGAGUUUCCACGUAUGGACAGAUGCCGGGAUGAAGCGGCCGAAUCUGCCCAAGGGCUAUGGUGGAUGGCAGGCUGCAGACAGCAUGCAGCAGGAGCUCAGCCAGGGUGAGCUGGGGUGGGCACCAUUACCCCUGGUUGCCAUCCACAACGGUGACAUCUUCCUAGGCUAUGACACCAAGUUCAUCUUCUCCAAAGUGAACACUGACCAGCUCACUUGGCUGAUGAAAUCAGUGAAUGGGAAUAUGGAGUUGAAUAUGAUCUUGGUGGAUCUUAGGAGCAUUGGGAAAAAGAUCAGCACCAAGGCAGUAGGCUAGGACAGUCAGAGGGACAUCACCAACGAGUACAAGUACCCAGAAGCAGAUGAAGAGAUCAAAUCUUGGCCUGACACAAACAUAGUUGGCCGACAGCUUAUUUGCAUUUGCAGCCUCGAGAACUCCCUGAGCAUCCCUUUGACCAAUGCCAAGUUCUCCUGGGAAAGCCUGAGCAUCUCCCCACACGUGAAGGAUUCUUGGCUGAUCGCAUGUCUGCGUGCCUUUUCAUUUUCCAGGACCGUGAUGCCUGGUGAGACCAUCAGCUUCCAAAUAAAAGGUGCCCCAAUGAAAACUAGAUCCAGGAAAUUUAUCAUCAAGUUUAGCUCCAAUGAAAUGAAAGAAGUUUGUGCUGGGAAGAUUAUUCUCAUUACCAACUAGUCUUUCCCUGAUGCUGUGGAAACAGGGGGGCAGGAGCCCACUGGCUCUGAGGCUUGGCUGAGCACUUCAGCAUCUCCUAGUUGGGGAUGAGCUUUCAGA
This is a messenger RNA of Trichechus manatus latirostris (Florida manatee), 1371 nucleotides long. RefSeq names its product transglutaminase 4 (gene TGM4). Gene Ontology annotation, biological process: peptide cross-linking. Gene Ontology annotation, molecular function: protein-glutamine gamma-glutamyltransferase activity. The record is from RefSeq and is a predicted model, not a curated record. Lineage: Eukaryota; Metazoa; Chordata; Mammalia; Sirenia; Trichechidae.